CUUCAUAGAUCACAUUCAAUACUGUCAAGCUUGAUUCAUCACCUUCAACACUCAAACUAAGCAGCAAGAAAGGGAAAAUGAAGAGGCUCUUUGUGGCAUUCCUGCUAAUCUUUGCCCUUCUCCUUAGCAAUUCCUUCAUUGAACCAACAAUGGGGGUCUCAGUGUAUUGCGCCCGCGAAUGCAAGGCUCGGUGCGCUAAGGCUGGUGUGCGGGACCGAUGCUUGAGGUACUGCAAAAUAUGCUGUGGAAAAUGCAAGUGUGUUCCUUCAGGAACACAUGGAAACAAGCACCAGUGCCCUUGCUACAGGGACAUGAAGAACUCCAAGGGGAAGGCCAAGUGUCCUUGACCUAUAGAUUCAGAACAAAUUAAAGGUGCAUGGUUCAGGUUCAAGGUGUA
Coffea arabica (coffee) is the source of this 397-nucleotide messenger RNA. Lineage: Eukaryota; Viridiplantae; Streptophyta; Magnoliopsida; Gentianales; Rubiaceae. The record is from RefSeq and is a predicted model, not a curated record.